GACCUCGCGCGCUCGCGCGCUCGAUCGGCAAGCCAAGCCCCGCCCCCCUCGAUCCCCUCAACCCCAAUCUCCUCCACCGCCACCGUCGCGUCCGUUAAAAUUAGCCUCUCGCCUCAUCCCCCCAUCUCUCUCUCACGAGGACGACCGGGGAGCGCGGCGAACCGGAGGAGGCGGCCUCGUCCCCCGCCCCCUACAUCCUCUCGAUUCGUGCGGUUCAGGGACCUUUCAGAGCAAACCAUCUUAAAUCUUAUUCCUGACUUCCUGUCAUGGGCAUGGAACAUCUGCUGAACACCAUGAAUCCUUCAUCAGGCUUUAUCCAGGAAAUGAGAGAGUUAGAGAAGCUUAGAACAGAAACAAUGAUGAAAUCCUGCCAAAGCACAACUAGCAGGGCUGGAGCGAUCAGAUGUCCAAUACCACGCAAGAGCGGCAGGUCAUGUAAAGAGUAUGAUUUAACACAAGAUCUUUCUGAUUUCAUUAUGAGCAAGGCUUCUCCUCCAUACUUUACAGGAUCUCCACCAGUUCGAGCAAGCAAUCCUCUUGUACACGAUACACAAUUCUGUGCGUGGAAGAUGCAAAACGUUGAUCAGUCACUUAGCAUUCCUAUACCAACAAAGGGAUGCAAUGUUCGUUACUGCAUGAGGGAAGGAUCUGUUACAAAGGCUUGAAACUACAUUUAUUAGCUUCAUGACCGCUCGCACCCAGACCCAGAGGACAUGCUUGGUGAACAUUCCGGCUGUUGACUUUACUUGUAGUUGUAACUCUGCUUGCCUCUUCAGGGCCAAUUUGUACAUACGGGUUAUCACCUCUAGAAGCUGCCGUUUUCAAGUUUUGUGCCGUUGUCAUCGGCAGUGGUGUACAUAUCUUUUGUGUUCAGUUUUGUCGGCUAUGAAGCUAGUUUGGCAAAUAAAGGCUGUCAAACCUAUGUUACUGAGAAAUGAGCUCAUCUGAUGAAUGGAAGAAAAUUUCUGUUUUAUCACCA
This is a messenger RNA of Oryza brachyantha (malo sina), 979 nucleotides long. RefSeq lists its product as uncharacterized. Bases 267 to 665 code for a protein of 132 amino acids. The transcript is spliced from 5 exons. NCBI's taxonomy places the organism in Eukaryota, Viridiplantae, Streptophyta, Magnoliopsida, Poales, Poaceae. The record is from RefSeq and is a predicted model, not a curated record.